This is a messenger RNA of Oncorhynchus kisutch (coho salmon), 1686 nucleotides long. RefSeq lists its product as uncharacterized. NCBI's taxonomy places the organism in Eukaryota, Metazoa, Chordata, Actinopteri, Salmoniformes, Salmonidae. The coding region runs from base 449 to 1666 and encodes 405 amino acids. The record is from RefSeq and is a predicted model, not a curated record. The transcript has 2 exons.
UUCGGUUACUAGUCCAACGCUCUAACCACUAGGCUACCUGCCGCCCCAAAGAUUUUAGGCUGCGUUCUUUUUGGGAGGACUACCUAGCAUUGCUCAGUGCUGCUGCUUGAGGGUGGGCCGGCGGGCGGGCAAGGCCUUGAAGGCUACAAUUUUCAAGGUAUUUCAAGCAGUGUUGGUAUUCGCUUUACACCUGUAAAACCCACGCAUGUGAGUGGGUGUGUACUUUGCUUAUUCAUCAGAUGGGAGCGCAGUGUAUGGGUGAGUCUGAGCAUGUCCUGGUAGAAUGGAUUACUGGCAUGUGGAAUGCAGUCCGAGUACUACUGAACCCUGCCAUUCACAGAGCAGCUACAGGUGUCCUUACAUCCACUCAGGGCAGGGAGGGACAGACCGAACAGGCAAACAGCAGGAAUUUCCUCCAUAAAGUUUAUUGACGUUACAGUACUUCACUAUGUGGUGUAGUCAACAAAGACAGUCUGAUACUGGGAGGCUGAGUUUGUAUCAUAGUCAACAAAGACAGUCUGAUACUGGGAGGCUGAGUUUGUAUCAUAGUCAACAAAGACCGUCUGAUACUGGGAGGCUGAGUUUGUAUCAUAGUCAACAAAGACCAUCUGAUACUGUGAGGCUGAGUUUGUAUCAUAGUCAACAAAGACAGUCUGAUACUGUGAGGCUGAGUUUGUAUCAUAGUCAACAAAGACAGUCUGAUACUGUGAGGCUGAGUUUGUAUCAUAGUCAACAAAGACCGUCUGAUACUGGGAGGCUGAGUUUGUAUCAUAGUCAACAAAGACAGUCUGAUACUGUGAGGCUGAGUUUGUAUCAUAGUCAACAAAGACCGUCUGAUACUGGGAGGCUGAGUUUGUAUCAUAGUCAACAAAGACAGUCUGAUACUGGGAGGCUGAGUUUGUAUCAUAGUCAACAAAGACAGUCUGAUACUGGGAGGCUGAGUUUGUAUCAUAGUCAACAAAGACAGUCUGAUACUGGGAGGCUGAGUUUGUAUCAUAGUCAACAAAGACAGUCUGAUACUGGGAGGCUGAGUUUGUAUCAUAGUCAACAAAGACCGUCUGAUACUGGGAGGCUGAGUUUGUAUCAUAGUCAACAAAGACAGUCUGAUACUGGGAGGCUGAGUUUGUAUCAUAGUCAACAAAGACAGUCUGAUACUGGGAGGCUGAGUUUGUAUCAUAGUCAACAAAGACAGUCUGAUACUGGGAGGCUGAGUUUGUAUCAUAGUCAACAAAGACCGUCUGAUACUGGGAGGCUGAGUUUGUAUCAUAGUCAACAAAGACAGUCUGAUACUGGGAGGCUGAGUUUGUAUCAUAGUCAACAAAGACAGUCUGAUACUGGGAGGCUGAGUUUGUAUCAUAGUCAACAAAGACAGUCUGAUACUGGGAGGCUGAGUUUGUAUCAUAGUCAACAAAGACAGUCUGAUACUGGGAGGCUGAGUUUGUAUCAUAGUCAACAAAGACAGUCUGAUACUGGGAGGCUGAGUUUGUAUCAUAGUCAACAAAGACAGUCUGAUACUGGGAGGCUGAGUUUGUAUCAUAGUCAACAAAGACCGUCUGAUACUGGGAGGCUGAGUUUGUAUCAUAGUCAACAAAGACCGUCUGAUACUGGGAGGCUGAGUUUGUAUCAUAGUCAACAAAGACCGUCUGAUACUGGGAGGCUGAGUUAAAAAAAAAAUAUAUUUUUUAU